Solanum verrucosum is the source of this 913-nucleotide messenger RNA. Its product is annotated as AMSH-like ubiquitin thioesterase 2. Lineage: Eukaryota; Viridiplantae; Streptophyta; Magnoliopsida; Solanales; Solanaceae. Bases 53 to 766 code for a protein of 237 amino acids. The record is from RefSeq and is a predicted model, not a curated record. Gene Ontology annotation, cellular component: endosome; membrane. Gene Ontology annotation, molecular function: metal-dependent deubiquitinase activity; K63-linked deubiquitinase activity; protein binding. The transcript is spliced from 8 exons. Gene Ontology annotation, biological process: protein K63-linked deubiquitination.
AAAUUACAGAAAGACAAAAGGGAGAAUUCACCAUCAACUUUCUUAUCAGUUUAUGGCUGGUGGGGUAUGUUUCCAGACUAAUGUGCAUACAGUUUCACAGACUUCUCCUUCUCCGGGAAUCUCCUUGAUACAUAAUUUUCCUCAUGAAGCUGAAAUCUCAAGUGUCUCAAGUACUGAUUCAUCAAGUGGUCCGUCAAAUUAUUCACGCAAUGUGCAGGUAGCAUUUGGACCUCUCAAUGAUGUACAUAUACCGACAAGGUUGAUGGAGAAUUUUCUGGAAAUCGCCAGCGACAACACUAAGAAGGAUAUAGAGACCUGUGGAGUUCUUGGUGCCAUCAUUAAAGAUGACACGUUUUAUACUACCUCUCUAAUAAUACCAAAACAAGAAUCAACCUCCAAUUCUUGUCAAGCCCUACAAGAGGAGGAGAUGUUUGCCAUACUACAUGGACAAUCCCUCUUUCCAAUCGGAUGGAUUCAUACACAUCCGUCUCAGACCUGUUUCAUGUCAUCGAUCGAUUUGCACACUCAAUAUUCGUAUCAGGUCAUGGUACCUGAGGCUAUUGCAAUUGUCAUGGCUCCUACCGAUACAUCAAGGGCAUACGGAAUAUUUCGGCUAUCUGACGGUGGAAGGAAAAUCCUCAAGGACUGCCCAGAGAAAGGAUUUCAUCUUCAUAAAGAACCGGUUGAUGGGAGUCCCCUCUACGGGGAUUGCUCCAAUGUCUAUAUUAAUUCAUGUCUAAGACUAGAGAUAUUUGAUUUACGAUGACCAGAUGAAGUAGAAUUUAUGUCCUGUUGAAAUGCAAGCAGAUUGUCAAAACUACAGUGAUAAAAGAGCUAGUAAAUGUUGUAAUGAUUUAAGAUAAAUAAAAAUCUGUGGUGUUGGUGGAGGGAAAAUUGAAUCUUACACUGUCGU